Messenger RNA from Vespa crabro (European hornet), 4854 nucleotides. RefSeq names its product lactosylceramide 4-alpha-galactosyltransferase-like. The record is from RefSeq and is a predicted model, not a curated record. Gene Ontology annotation, biological process: glycosphingolipid biosynthetic process. The coding region runs from base 1737 to 2786 and encodes 349 amino acids. NCBI's taxonomy places the organism in Eukaryota, Metazoa, Arthropoda, Insecta, Hymenoptera, Vespidae. Gene Ontology annotation, molecular function: alpha-1,4-N-acetylgalactosaminyltransferase activity. The transcript is spliced from 7 exons.
AUAACAAUUAUGAGAUUGUGAAUGCUGUAACUACUUUUCGGAAUCGAGGCUCAUAACUGUGAUUUUGUCCAUUACCGCCAACUGGAACUACUUGGCAUGUUCUAAUAUGAAAUGGAAAACGCGAAUUUGCAAUAGGAAAAAAGGAAAGAGCAGUAUAAAGGGAAUCUGAUUUUGUUCGUUGAUAACGUAAGAGUUAAAUUCAAUUUUCCACGAUACAAAAAAAAACAUUUGCCUUGAAAAGUUGUUGAAUGUCAUACCAUUUCAACUCUAACUCGCAGAAAGGGAACUACGAGAAAAUCCAGUUCAGAAUCAGUCUCAAAAAUUGUUCCAAAGUAUCAGUGUAUAAAUAUCAUGUCGGAACGUAAUAGACAAAGAAAAACAACGGAGUUAUUUAAAUCAGAGAGGUUUAAACUUUCCAUAAAAAAGAAAAGAAAAAAAUUUUCAUUAUUACUAUAUGGAAUAUAUAUAUAUAUAAAUACGUGAUAACAUUGCAACGCGCCAAAGUAACAAUAGUAAACAAUGGCUGAAAAGUAUUGAUUUAAUGAUAAUAAGAGUCCGUUGAUAUAAGAAAAGAAAAUAAAAGAAGGUGUAAGAAUAAGAGUUAAUUGAUUCUAUGAGACAACUUUACAGGUUUCUGAGCUAAACAAAUGCAAAUAUUUAUUAUUAAUAUCUUCCCUUUCUCUCUCUCUCUCUCUCUUCUCUCCCUUUCUCUUUCUAGGCUCUAUAUCUGUCUUCCUUUCUCUCUAUCUCGAAAGAUACCCGCUGAGAAGUUCCGCGCGAGCAUUCUCGGAGUUGAAAGUAGUACGCAUGCGUCUGUAAAAUCGUUUCGACCGCACCGCUCGAGAUGCGGAUAAAGCGGUGCAUCGCGUUUGGGUUGACUUCAGGACCACACGAAUAGAGCUGUCUAGCUGUUAUAUAUAAACUGUUAACUUGUCGAUGAGGAAGGUAAUAACUGGUGGAAGAAAAAAGCAAAGUGAUAAGAAAAAAGGGAGAAAAAAAGAGAAACAGGAUUGGCAAAUGAAUGACAACAACGACGAAGAGGGAAUACUUGGAAUGCUUUCAAUUUUUAUUUGACUACAAGAAAAAUAAAGAAAAGCUUUUAAGAGAAAUAGAAGAAAAAUAAUAACAAACAUAUCCAAGGAAUCUAUAGUGUUUUCUCUUGUUUUGUGUGAUAAAAAUUAUUUACUUUAUUGGACAUGAUUGUUUUUUUCUUGAGAAGAGUAAAAGAAAUAUUUAAGAGAUGAGCUGAUAUCGCUUUGUUCGGAUUUUAAGAGAGAGAAAGAGAGAGAAAGAGAGUGAGAGAGAGAGAGAAAAAGAGGGAGAAGAGGAAAAUGAGAGUAAUCGUAAAAAUGAUAGUGAUUAUGUUUACUCUUACCACUUUGUUAUCAAUAAGAUAAACGUUUAGGAAUGAUAGGCAGGAAAAGAGAAGAUUAAAAGUGGUACGUUAAAGGAAGGAAUAUAUCGUAAAACGAAAUAAAAUAGACAAAAUAAGGAAAUGUGUGAUAUUACAUCGUUCAAUACAGAUUUUUGCGAUUCAAUCAGAAUAUGCGUGUCAUGUGUGUCUAUGUUGUAUGUGUGUGUUCAUGUUGUAUGUGAUAAACGACACAAAGUAUUGAACGCAAAAUAUGCUUUGGAGAGUGACGAAAAGCAAAGAAGAAUUUUCGCCAGGCAUGUUAACGUUUAUUCGAAAAUUUUUCGAAAAUAAGAGAUAACAAACUUUAAAAACCGGCUAAAGAAUGAAGAAAAGAUUGUUUUUCGGUUUUGUAUGUGCCGUAUUACUCUUUAUCGUAAUGACAUCAAACGAUAAUACUAUUGUGCAAAAAGUUACAAAUUUUAUUAUAACAGACAGCAAUGAUGUUUCAUGUUAUGAGAUCUCUACUACUUAUGGUUUUCCUCACUUGGAGUCUGAUUCUGUGAAACCUAUACUCGGAAAGAAUAUAUUUUUCCAUGAGACGUCCUGUUUCGAUGAAAAGGGAAUUGUUUUGAAUCCACGUCAGGCUUGUGCUGUAGAAUCGGCGGCUCUCAUGAAUUCGGAAAGUACAAUAUAUCUUUUAUUUCUUAGUCCUUCGCCGAUAUCCUUGGAAACGAAAGAAAUGAUAAAGCAAUUGUCGAGUUAUCCGAACGUCAAGAUUAGAAGGAUUUUCCCAGAAACUUAUACGAAAGACACGCCGUUGGAGGAUUGGUACAAAAGUGGUACCUUGAUGAAGAGUAAAUGGAGACGUAGUCAUAUGUCGGACAUUUUGAGAUAUUUAACUCUUUGGAAAUAUGGAGGAAUAUAUCUUGAUUUGGACGUCGUCGUUACAACGUCAUUGGAAAAUUUAACAAAUUUUGCUGGUGCCGAGGAUUGGGAUGACGUAGCAGCCGGUGUUUUGGGUUUCAGUUCGAAUAAGCUUGGACGUCGUAUGGCGGAUGCCUGCCUUCGUGAUCUGAAAAAAAAUUUUCGUGGUAAUGAUUGGGGUAACAAUGGACCUGGUGUUAUCACGAGAAUUUUACAAAAAAUGUGUUCUACCAAAUACACUCGAGAUAUGUCGGUGUCACGUUGCCACGGAUUCAAAGUUUUUCCACCUUCUGCUUUCUAUCCAAUUCAUUACAAGAAGUGGACAAAAUAUUUCGAGGAGAAGAACAUUAAUUCAACGAUGGAGAUAUUGAAGCAAGCUCGGGCGAUACACGUGUGGAACAAACUCAGUAAAUCGAAGAAAAUUCAUAUGAAUAGCAAUGUUCCUUACGUCGUUAUAGCUCGCAAAUAUUGUCCGAAAGUAUUUUCGAAUUGUGGUAAUACUUUCUAAAAAAUCGGACAAAAAAUCAAGGAAGUGAAUUUUAACAUAUCGGUGACUGUCUUAAUACAUUUAUUGUUUCGUUUAUUUUAUUUUUAUAACUUUUAUUAACAAUUUAUUUUUUUUACAAUUUAUAUAUUUUUUGUUUAUAUAACGAAGAGAUAAAUAUGAUAUAAACAUAGAAAAAAAGAAAACGUAAAAUUAAUUCUUCUUUUACAAUUCUUUUGUGUUUCAAUGAACGUAAUUUUAUUAUAAUUAAUUGUUUUUACAAUAUUAAUUAACAUUCAACAAAUUAAUAGAUGUUUUACGUUUGUACAAAUUUAAAAAAGUUUUUAAAUUUUAUGAAAAAUUAAUUUACCUUGUAAUUUCAAGAGAUAAUGAAGUACACACAUAUCAAACAAUAGAUUUAAGUUUAUAAUAUCAAAGAAAUAGGGCGUUGAUGUGUGUGUUAUUAUUAUCCAAAGAACAAUAAUAACUUAUUGCAGAUAUAGUUACAUAUCUAUAUAUACGUAGUUAUACGUGUAUAGUUCGUAUAUUAGUAUUAACAUAAAUAUCAUUAGAUGAGAAAGAUAGAAAGAAAAUAAAAAAGAAGGAGAGGAAUGUAUUUCUUGUAAGUAAUAAUCAUGAUUGUGAUUAUUUGUCGCGAUAUCAUAUCAUAUCAUUUAGAAAAGCAAUGAAUUAUUAAGAAUCUGAAAUGUAUUUUAUCGAUAUAAAAUGUUUAUUCAAAGUUGACAAUUUAACAAACUUUUUACAUGCAAGAAGUGGAAACUUUUCUGUGACACAAACAAAAAAGAAAAUAAAUGAAUAAAAAUAAAAUAAAAUAAAGUAAAAUAAAAUAAGAAUAUUGAAAAAAAAAGAAAGAUAAUAGAUAUGGGAUACAAUAACAAUAUUCAAGGAGAUAAUAAAUAAUGGACUUAACAUGUUAAACAGAAAAAAUUUUCAUGGAUGUGUAUGAAAAUUAUUUUAAUUAAAAAUGAAAUGAUUAGAGGAUGGAGACAAGAAUGUUUAGAUAUAAGUUAAUAAAAUUGUAAAAUGAAUAAUUAGGACAUAUAAUGUUUUUUUUUUAAUUGGAAUGGGAAAGAAAUAAUUAAUUUAUUCUUUUAUUAGAAGAGAAAUUAAAUUUUCAAUUUGAAUGGUCAACAAAUUAAAAUUAAAGUGUGUUUUUGGCACGUGAUUGUUAAUUAAUUGAAUAAAAUCUAUGUAUGUGAGUAGAUAUUUUCAAAUAAAUACAAAAUAUUAUUAUAUGAUAGAUUUGUGAAAAAUAGAUAUGAAAAUAUGUGAUGGCAUAACGUUUUUAUAGAGAAUCGAUUUUCAUUGUGUCGUCCUAAUAAAUACAAACAAUUAAGAAAGGAUUAAUAGCAAAUUUGACAAAGUAAGAAGGAAAAAUAUUAAUAAGUGUGACAAUCCCCUUCUACGUUUCUCAUACAUAAAUAUCAUACGAAAAAAGUUAAUGUUCAUCCUCAUUAAUUGUAAGAUUACGAUCAACUGAUAACAUGUUAUAGAAGUAGAAUAGUUCAAUUUAUUGUACCGUUGAUUUUCGAUUCAUCAUUAGUUUUAAAAUUAUUUAAUUUACCAAAAUUUUUAAGAUAUUUAAAAUUUUUUUAUCAUUGUAUUUAUUUAUUGAAUGUUCAGCAAAACUUUAUUUAAGUCACAUUAGAAUAUCGUUGCGCGAAGAACAAUCUUUAAAAAUCUCUUUUCUAAGCAAAACAAGAAAAAAGAGAAAAACAAAGAAUAAUUUAUUACGUUAAGAAAUUUAAUUGAAAUAAAAUAUAUAUAUAUAUAUAUAUAUAUAUAUAUAUAUAUAUAUAUAUAUAGACAUAAACGUCAUUUUAACGUGCCAUUCGUGUCAUCGAUUAUUGGACAUAUAAACCGCUUGCUGUUUAUCAAUAGCGCUUAUUACUUUUGUGAAAAAUCGAUAGUGAUAAUAUAUCAGUAUUAGACCAAUAAUCGAACCAUGUUCCUAAAGAGCUUGACACAGUAUAUAACUGUAAAACGAAGUAAGAUUAAAAUCUUGUAUCCUGUUUUCUAAAACUCUAUGUUUUUUGUAAAUAAAUAAGGAGAGAGUUCCUCUUGGAUAUAA